This is a messenger RNA of Solea senegalensis (Senegalese sole), 2633 nucleotides long. Its product is annotated as copine-3-like. The transcript has 16 exons. Lineage: Eukaryota; Metazoa; Chordata; Actinopteri; Pleuronectiformes; Soleidae. Gene Ontology annotation, cellular component: plasma membrane. Bases 359 to 1984 code for a protein of 541 amino acids. Gene Ontology annotation, biological process: cellular response to calcium ion; ERBB2 signaling pathway. The record is from RefSeq and is a predicted model, not a curated record. Gene Ontology annotation, molecular function: receptor tyrosine kinase binding; calcium-dependent phospholipid binding.
CUAGUUUCUCUUGAAUGUAGCCCCGGGGAAGCCUGCGCUUUCAGCAUAUUGAGUCGACGAGAAACUACCCACGCUCGCUGAAGUUCCGCUUUAAUAUUACACACGCUGUUUCGCUGUUCAGUCCAUUUAAUGUACUUUGUUUAAUUUGAGCUCAAACGCGAAAACAUAAACAGGUUUCGCAAUUUCUAAAGGAAGCGAGCGGCCCAGCCGAGAGCCUCGGCCCGGAGGAGGAGGAUUUGUUGGGCUGUGACUCCGCUCUUCAGCUGUUCACGUCAGACAAAACACUUCAUAUCAACACACAGCCGAAGCAGGAAGGUUGAAGAAUAUACUUUGCAAGUGAACAGUGCAACACGCUGCCAUGGCCUCAGGUGGAGCUACGGCACCAGGAGUCACCCACUUGGCCACUAAGGUGGAGUUGACCAUAUCCUGUGAAAACCUCUUGGACAUGGACGUCUUCUCCAAGUCUGACCCGCUCUGUGCCUUGUACCUCAACACGUCGGGAUCCCAUUGGUAUGAGUACGGACGCACCGAGAUGAUCCUGAACUGCCUGAACCCAAAGUUCAAUAAGAAAUUUGUGCUGGACUACUAUUUCGAGAUGGUGCAGAGGCUGAAGUUUUCUGUGUACGACAUUGACAAUAACACCUAUGACCUGAGCGAUGAUGAUUUUCUGGGGGAGAUUGAGUGCACCCUGGGCCAGAUUGUGUCCAACAAGCAGAUGACUCGACCUCUGUUGCUGAAAAACAACAAGCCUGCAGGUCGUGGGACAAUCACUAUCUGUGCUGAGGAAAUAACAGACAACAGAGUGGCAGAGCUCGAAGUGUCGGGACGCAAACUGGACAAAAAGUAUUUGUGGUGGUCCGACCCUUUCCUGGAGUUCUACAAGCAGACAGAGACUGGCUGGCAGCUGGCUCACAGGACAGAGGUUGUGUCCAACAACCUAAACCCAAUAUGGAGACCCUUCCGUAUCUCACUGCGAUCUCUCUGUGGUGGAGAUGUAGAGAAGCCUAUAAAGGUGGACUGUUACGACUUUCACUUCAAUGGCUCGCACAACCUCAUUGGGAGCUUUAAAACAUCACUAGCAGAGAUGCAACUCGGGACACACAUUUCCCCGGCUGAAUUUGGGUGCAUGAACCCGAAAAAGUUGAAGAAGAAAAACUACAAAAACUCUGGGGUCAUUUGUGUCAAGCGAUGCCAGAUUGUGAAAGAGUACACGUUUCUGGAUUACAUAAUGGGCGGCUGCCAGAUCAACUUCACUAUUGCCAUUGACUUCACUGGCUCCAACGGGGAUCCCAGUUCUCCCCAGUCCCUCCACUACAUCAACCCUGACGGCUACAACGAAUACCUGGCAGCCAUCUGGGCAGUGGGUAAUGUCAUCCAGGACUAUGACAGCAACAAAAUGUUUCCUGUCUUUGGUUUUGGAGCCAAAAUCCCUCCCAAUGGGCAGGUUUCCCACGAGUUUCCCAUCAAUUUCAAUCCAGCAAAUCCGUUCUGUGCAGGCAUUGAGGGUGUGGUGCAGGCAUACCAGAUGUGUCUACCUCAGGUGAAUCUCUGGGGUCCCACCAACUUUGCGCCGAUCAUCAACCAUGUAGCCUACUUCGCCCGACAAGCCUGUCGACAGAACAAGGCCUCUCAAUACUUCGUGCUGCUCAUCAUCACAGACGGCGUGAUCACAGACAUGGACCUGACACGUGCAGCGAUUGUGGAGGCCUCUCGCCUGCCCAUGUCCAUCAUCAUUGUGGGUGUCGGCAAGGCCGAUUUCAGUGCAAUGGAGUUCCUGGACAGCGACGACACAUUGCUGCGCUCGCCCAACGGUGACGUUGCCUCGAGAGACAUCGUCCAGUUUGUGCCUUUUAGAAAUUUUCAAGCAAACAGUGUUGCCCUUGCCCAGAGCGUCCUGGCUGAGCUGCCUGAUCAAGUGUCAUCCUUCUUCAAUUCCAAUAAGCUGAAACCCCCUAAUCAAGCCAAUGUUUCUGGGCCAUCCUAGAAAAGUGGGAUAAUAUACCCACAUACCUCAGAUUUACUACGUGCCUGCAACCACGCUGCACCUUCGCACUAUAUACACUGUAUAUAAUGGUGCAAAUCACUAUGAAGAAUUCUUCUUCACAGAUUGUGCUAUCACACAAGGGAAAAAUUGUGUUUGAAGUAAUCCAAAAUCCCUGACUGGAAUAAGUAUGCUUUGAAAUUUGAUUUAAAGUUCUUAAAAGAGGAAUUCCUGUGACAUGUUGCCUUGUAUUGCAUGAAAUCACACUAUAACACUAUUAUCUGUGCACUAACAUCCCUUGACAUGGAAUGACCAUUGAUGAAAUGGUUUACUUUGCCAAAUGUUCUAAUAUAUAAAAGUAAAACACUGUGUUCAUUGAGUGUGUGGUGUAUAUGCUGUGUUUCCAGACAGGACUGUAUGCUUGCAAGGAAAAUGUAUACUUUCAAACUUUGUUCUGGUUAACCUGUAUGUGAAAAUAACUUAUAAUUUACAUUUAAACCACAUGCUUUGUGAAGAUACUGAGGCAUUUUUUCUAAUAUGUCCUCAUCACCUUAUAUAUAAGUAUAUUUCAUGUAAACCUUUAACCUACUCGUUUACAGACAUUGUUGUCUUGUUUUGUAUUAUCUGUUUUGUUUUUCUUUUAAUUUUGUAA